AUGUCAGGUAAACAUGCAACCUGUGGUCACUCUUCCUCUUGUCUAUUUUACAGCCUCAAAGGUUUUGCUUCUAGUUUUUUGAGUCUUUGGUUUGGCCAAGCAGCGUUAGUUACUGGCCUUAAAAUAUCCUCCAUUCGUAAUGAUCCAAGUCUAAUCCUAAGAGCUUUAACAAACCGUAAGAAACUCGAGCUUUGCCUGUUUGCAUCUCUCUUCACUGGAAUAUAUCGUUCUUCUCGGUGCUCUCUUCGUUGGUUCACCGGCACAAAUGAACCCUGGCAUUCGGCUGUAGCUGGAGCUCUGUCUGGUCCUGCAAUGGCAUACUAUCCAAGCUCAAUGAUUGCCAUCAACAUGACUUGGAAGUGCUUAGAAUGGGCUUUACAGCAGGUCUGCUCCAUGCCUUAUGUGCCUUCAUAUGAUACUUUAAUACCAUUCCUCUAUGCAGUCUCGGUCAACAUCAUCUUUGUUACCCUCGUGCUUGAACCGAGUUGCCUUCGACCCUCUUACAUUCAAUUCAUUGACACAGUCACUCAUCAUAAACUUCACCAAGUCAAUCGAGGUCUAUUGAAACUUUUUGGUACCGAUGCUCACAUUGGAUAUGAAGACUUCUUCCCUGAUUUGGUCCCUGAAUGGUGUAGCAACAAGUUUAUUGAAAGUGUCUUCGUCUGGAUGCUUUGA
Molecule: messenger RNA, 675 nt
Organism: Tetranychus urticae (two-spotted spider mite)
Lineage: Eukaryota; Metazoa; Arthropoda; Arachnida; Trombidiformes; Tetranychidae
Source: RefSeq, a predicted model, not a curated record